AGGCGGGGCCGCGCAGCUGGAACACGAGAGCGAGCUCAGCUCGCGCCGACAGCAGAAUGAAGUGAUCCGCCGGGGGACGCGCACUGUGAGAGCGCGUAACGUUAUAUUUCUAAACUUUGCGCGAUUUUUUUUACGUGAACUUUUAACGGAGCUGGACGACAGGCAAACACACUGGUGAGGAGUCCAGCUGAUGGAUGAGGAUGAGGAUGAUGUGUGCAGGAAGGGUCUACAGCGCUGGCCUUCCUCUCACGUGCAGAUAAAGCCUACAGAGACAUCAGGGCGUCCCCCUUUAUCACCCAACGGCAUGCUGCCCUGCCGAGUGCAUGAGCCCAGACGCUUUCUCUACGGUAACGCAGGAUUGCUUCUACUAGCGCCGCCCAGUCGCUCUCAGCCUCCAGACGUCGCGCGGCGGGAGAACGUGCAGCCGAUGGAUCCGCCCGCGCCGCGGCCUGCGCACAGCGUUGAAACCCUCAUCGGGCAGAAGCUCCAGCUGAUUGGAGAUCAGUUCUACCAGGAACACAUGAUGCAUCACAGAAACCAAAGGAACCAGGAGCCCCUGUGGUGGCGUGUGGCGGUGGCGUUUUACACGCUCCUGUUCAGGAGAGACGCCGACGCUCGGGACGGGAGGGCAAAUCGCAGGUGAAACAAAAACAAACUGCCAUCCGUGUCCCAGUCCACAUCACGGAGCGGGACGUUUAACGGCACUGUCUGAUAUCUAACACGGGUUUUGAGGGGGGAAAAACAAAGACUGAGAAGAAGACGCCUCCGCAGGACGGGGGACGGUUUUUUAUGGUAACCUCUUUUCCCCCUACGAAGAUGCCAUGAUGUUCUUGAGAUUCUAACAGGAAUAUUUUCAUAAACAUUUUGAGGUAUUUUGUACAGUAUGCUGUCGGUGUUUAAGUUUCUUUGCACUUCCGUACGUGUAUUCGAAUGACCUCUGCGAGUCUUGGGAAUGCCUUACCGUCCCACGCCACCGCCGAAGCGGACGGAUGAAGAUACGAGGACGGUGGAUGGGGCUUUUCCUUCAGAAAUCUCCCAGGACGUCACUUACAAAUCUCCAAAGAGGCCGUUUCUCAGAACAAAGCUUUUUGCACCUCAAUUUUUCUUGGUGUUUUGAUGUUCUAUUUACCUUUUAUUACAUCAUUGUUGAAUUUUUAUCGUUCUUCCUGUUUUUUAAAUACUUUGAAUACGAUCUAGACAUCCUUGUGUUUGUCAAGCAACCGAAGAGGGUUUGAUGAAGAGUUGAUGUACUGCUGUUAUUGUCUUUUUAUUUCAUUUGAUUUCAGUUCUUGGCAUCCAGCUAGUCAACAAUCAACAGCAUCAAACUUUACAAUCCAGUAAUAUUGUGAAAAUGUCAUGUUAAAAAAAAACUGAGGUUACACUUUACAAUAAGGUUUCAUUUGUUAACAUGAACUAACACUGAACAAUACUUUUAAUCUCAACAUUAACUAAAACAUUAUUAAGAUCAAAUGUUGAAUCUGUUAUCAUUAUUUAAUGCACUUUGAACUAAUAUGAACAUUAACAAAGGUUAAUAAAUGCUGUAAGAAUAUGUUGUUCAUUGUUAUGUUAACAAAUGAGAUCUUGUUGUAAAGUGUUACCAAUAUAUGGUUUAAUCAGGCCUUAAAAAUGCACCAAAUUUUGGGAAAUAUUAGAAUAAAUGGUAAUACUUUGCAAUAAGUUUUCAGUUGUUAGCAUUAGUUAACAUGAACUAACAAUGAUAAAUACUUCUAAAGCAUCUUAAUGUUAAUAUCACACUCUAAAAAAUGCUGGUUUAAAAACAACCAAAGUUGGGUUAAAAAUAGACAAACUCAGUG
This is a messenger RNA of Megalobrama amblycephala (Wuchang bream), 1814 nucleotides long. It is a transcript of the gene bmf1, whose product is annotated as BCL2 modifying factor 1. The coding region runs from base 191 to 643 and encodes 150 amino acids. Gene Ontology annotation, cellular component: myosin complex. Gene Ontology annotation, biological process: negative regulation of autophagy; positive regulation of apoptotic process; apoptotic process. The transcript has 4 exons. NCBI's taxonomy places the organism in Eukaryota, Metazoa, Chordata, Actinopteri, Cypriniformes, Xenocyprididae. The record is from RefSeq and is a predicted model, not a curated record.